CCACCCCGCUGGGGCGGGAGGAACCGGCCCAUCAACGUGAACCAUUACGCCAACAAGAAGAGCGCGGCUGAAAGCAUGUUGGACAUAGCUCUGCUGAUGGCCAACGCGUCCCAGCUGAAGGCUGUGGUUGAGCAGGGCCCUGCCUUCGCCUUCUUUGUGCCCCUGGUGGUCCUCAUCUCCAUCUCCCUGGCGCUGCAGAUCGGCGUGGGGGUGCUGCUCAUCUUUCUCG
Galeopterus variegatus (Sunda flying lemur) is the source of this 229-nucleotide messenger RNA. RefSeq names its product ninjurin 1 (gene NINJ1). Gene Ontology annotation, cellular component: membrane. Gene Ontology annotation, biological process: tissue regeneration; cell adhesion. Lineage: Eukaryota; Metazoa; Chordata; Mammalia; Dermoptera; Cynocephalidae. The annotation marks the transcript as partial. The record is from RefSeq and is a predicted model, not a curated record. The transcript has a single exon.